Messenger RNA from Prunus armeniaca (apricot), 348 nucleotides. The record is from the annotation of a GenBank genome assembly. Lineage: Eukaryota; Viridiplantae; Streptophyta; Magnoliopsida; Rosales; Rosaceae.
AUGAAGAAGAGCAUGGCACUAACCUGUCAAAAAUUGUCAUUGGUGGUGGCCUUGGUGCUUGUGCUAGUGUUGGGCUUUGCCUCUUUCUCCCCAGAUGCAAGUAAGCUCAUCACAAAUAAAGGAGAGAAGCAUGGGCAGUUUCAUGGAGGAGGGGCUACAUUUGGCUACAUGCUAUCAACUAGAUCUCCAAUUCCACCAUCUGGUCCAAGUAAAGGACAUGGUCUGAGUCCUCCAUUUCCAAUAAAAUUGGAGUUUUCUAUGCUGCCAAAGGGUACUCUCAUUCCACCGUCUGGUCCUGGUGGUAGGCAUAAUGCAAGUCCUCCUCAGCAAAGUUCAUCAGAAAAUUAA